AUGGGGAAUCUGAUUGAUGAACAAACAUGGAAGAAUGCAACCACAGACUAUAAAAACUUACACAAACUUGUUGAAAAUUCUCACUCAAUUAGAAGUUUCGCUUUUAAAUGUCAAGAUGUUAUUAUUAACAGAUCGACGGUGGAUAAUGCGUAUUAUCAAUCAGCGAAAAGAUUCUUAUUGAUAAUUAACUUAUUGGGUUUUGGAACAGAAAUACGACGUUUGUUAAUUGAUGAUUUGAAAAAGAUUCCUAAUUUUCACUUAAAUUAUCAUUCAUUAUCACCAGAGGAACAGGAAAAUAUGGUUAGUCAUGUCAAGUCUAUUCAGAAAUGGGCAACACACUAUGGCAUAAACUUGGAAUUAGCAUUUUUAUUGGAGUUCUCGGAAUAUAUAUUUACCAAACAAUUCAUAUACAAUUCACAUAUUUUAUACCAGUUGUUAAAAAGGGAAGAGAAGAUUUGGGAAAGAAGAGUUGAAUUUUUAAGAUUGGAACAACAGCAGUAUGAGAAAAACAGAGAAAACCAUAAAUGA
This is a messenger RNA of Candida albicans SC5314, 528 nucleotides long. RefSeq lists its product as uncharacterized. The coding region runs from base 1 to 528 and encodes 175 amino acids. The transcript has a single exon. NCBI's taxonomy places the organism in Eukaryota, Fungi, Ascomycota, Pichiomycetes, Serinales, Debaryomycetaceae. The record is from RefSeq and is a predicted model, not a curated record.